Pongo pygmaeus (Bornean orangutan) is the source of this 499-nucleotide messenger RNA. Its product is annotated as keratin-associated protein 5-7. The record is from RefSeq and is a predicted model, not a curated record. NCBI's taxonomy places the organism in Eukaryota, Metazoa, Chordata, Mammalia, Primates, Hominidae. The transcript has 2 exons. Bases 52 to 462 code for a protein of 136 amino acids.
CCUCCCUCUCACCUGCUCCUCUACCUGCUCCACCCUCAAUCCACCAGAACCAUGGGCUGCUGUGCCUGCUCUGGAGGCUGUGGCUCCAGCUGUGGGGGCUGUGGCUCCGGCUGUGGGGGGUGUGGCUCCGGCUCUGGGGGCUGUGGCUCCAGCUGCUGUGUGCCCAUCUGCUGCUGCAAACCCGUGUGCUACUGUGUGCCAGCCUGUUCCUGCUCCAGCUGUGGCUCUUGUGGGGGCUCCAAGGGGGGCUGUGGCUCCUGUGGGGGCUCCAAAGGGGGCUGUGGCUCCUGUGGGGGCUCCAAGGGAGGCUGUGUUUCUUGUGGCUGCUCCCAGUGCAGUUGCUACAAGCCCUGCUGCUCCUCCUCAGGCUGUGGGUCAUCCUGCUGCCAGUCCAGCUGCUGCAAGCCCUGCUGCUCCCAGUCCAGAUGCUGUGUCCCUGUGUGCUACCAGUACAAGAUCUGAGGCUCUAGUGGGAAACCUCAGGUAGCUCCUGAAGAUC